GAAACGGGCGAUCGGCCCGGGUGACAUCCCGACGGGCGCGGAGAGGCACCGGGGCUGAGCUCGGAGCUCGGCGGGAGCCGAGGGGCGUCGUUGGUCUCCCUCCUUCCCUUUUUAUCCCCUGCCCGUUGGUCCGCCUGCUCUGGGACUACUUUUGUGUGUCCCUCCGCUCCGCUCUGCUGCUCUUCUCCUCCUGUUCUCUCUCUUUCUCCUUCCUUCUCUUCGGCUGCUCCUCCCGGAGAAAAGAAAAGCAAAGAAGAAGGAAAAGGGACGACUUUCCCCCCCCACCCCACCCCCUCACCCUGCCCCAGACAUCAUUUUCAAGCCUUUUAACACGGCUCUUCCGCCGCCGGGGCAUCUCUGCUGCUUCCUUUUAGCCUCGUUGAGGACUAGUCUCUUGAGCAGUUUCAAGCCUUUGGUGCAGCUCGGGGACUUUUUGAGGCGGGGGUGCAAGGGGGCUGCUUUUCCCAGCCUCUGAAAACAUCCCUGGCAAGCGGACAGUCUCUUUUCUGUCUUUGGCAGAGCCUCCUUCGAGGUUUCUCCCAUGAUUUGGAGGCUGUUUUUUUGGCUUUCAAAUUGAGGGUUGGGGGUUUUUUUGGGGGGUGGGAGGCUGUUUUGCUCUUGUCAGCCUCCAGCAGGGAGAAUUUGGGUCCCUGACUCAUUGGGGAAGGGGCUGCUCUGGUCAGUGGGCUGCUCUAAUCCAGACCCCGGCUUCUUUUUUUGGGGGGGGGGGGGGGGAGAGCCCACCCUAUAAUCUCCCCAAGGCUUGGAGCAUCUUUUCUGGGUGGCCAGGAUCUCCCUGCCUUCCCACCUUCCUCCUUUACCUGGCUGCUGACCCCUUCAUGCCAGAACUGGGACCCUCCUGCCCGACUUUUCGUACCCCACCUCUGAUCUCAAAGCAGCCCACCGUCGUCGCCUUGCUCGCCCCCAAAGUGGGACCCUGAUCCAAUUCGGCAGCUUCCUCGACGGGACAUCCAUCCUCAUCCUCAUCAUGUCUGUGGCAGGGUUGAAGAAGCAAUUCUACAAAGCCAGCCAGCUGGUCAGUGAGAAGGUCGGCGGGGCGGAAGGAACCAAGCUGGAUGAAGACUUCAAAGAAAUGGAGAAGAAAGUGGACCUUACCAGCAAGGCUGUGGCAGAAAUCUUGGCUAGAACCACGGAAUACCUGCAGCCUAACCCCGCCUCCCGGGCGAAACUGACCAUGCUGAACACGGUUUCCAAGAUCCGAGGGCAAGUGAAGAACCCAGGGUAUCCACAAUCCGAGGGCCUCCUGGGCGAGUCCAUGAUGCGAUACGGCAAGGAGCUGGGCGACGAUUCCAACUUUGGCGACGCCCUGCUGGACGCCGGCGAAUCUAUGAAGCGCCUGGCCGAAGUGAAGGAUUCUCUGGACAUCGAGGUCAAGCAGAACUUCAUCGAUCCCCUUCAGAAUUUGUGCGACAAGGACUUGAAAGAGAUCCAGCACCACCUGAAAAAGCUAGAAGGGCGACGUUUGGACUUCGACUACAAAAAGAAACGCCAAGGGAAAAUUCCUGACGAAGAAUUGCGACAAGCUUUGGAAAAGUUUGAGGAGUCCAAGGAAGUGGCCGAGACGAGCAUGCACAAUCUUCUCGAGACCGACAUCGAGCAAGUCAGCCAGCUUUCUGCUCUGGUGGAUGCACAACUCGACUACCACAAACAAGCCGUGCAGAUUCUGGACGAGUUGGCCGAGAAGCUGAAACGCAGGGUGCGAGAUGCUUCUUCACGCCCCAAGCGAGAAUAUAAACCGAAGCCCAGGGAAUCCUACGAAUUCGGAGAGACCUUGGAUCAGUCCAACGGCGGGUUUUCCUGCAACCCAGCGCCCAAAGUCUCCGCAGCUUCCUCUUCCUUCCGAUCCGAAAAACCAUCCCGGACCCCCAGCAGGAUAUUUUCCCCACACCUGGACCAGCCGUGCUGCAAGGCGCUGUACGACUUCGAGCCGGAGAACGACGGCGAGCUGGGCUUCAAAGAAGGCGAUAUCAUCACGCUGACCAACCAAAUCGACGAGAAUUGGUACGAGGGCAUGAUCCACGGCCAGUCGGGCUUCUUCCCUCUCAACUACGUGGAGGUCCUCGUUCCACUACCUCAGUGAAAAUGGCUGGCGGCCUUUCUCCGUGGUUCUUCCAUCCUCCUCCCUCCUCCUCCUCCUCCUCUUCCUCUUCCUCCCUUCCCGGCUGACCAACGCAACGCCCGGGGAUGGAGUUGUUCCUUCCUUACAUUCCAGGGAUGUACCUGACACUAAUUUUCCCCCCUUCGGGGUUGGGGGUGGGAAGCUAUUUUGGGGGGGGAGGGGGGGGAAGGGUGCCAAGGGCCGGUCCCGGAGGCGGUAGUCAAGCCGGGCGGCUAGACCCCUUUGGGGGUGUGACAGGAUGGGGGGGGCGUUCUAAGAAGCACAAAGAGGCCGUAAAACUGCUUCCGUUGGGUGUAAGGUGCUCCUCUUCUCCAUACUGGUUCAGCUGUGUCCUCCUCGUGGGUUUCGGAACAUCUCCAGGACCACCAAGGAAAAUGGUGGCUGGUGUAGAGAAUUGAGGUCAAUGGGGAUUGUGUGUUCUCUGUGUGUGUGUGUGUGUGUUUGUUUGUGCUAGCUCCAAGCCUUGCGUCACCUUUGAUAAGGAAACCCGCCGCCUGCCUUUCCACAGGAUGGGCUCCUCCACCGCCACCACCAGGGCCCUUCUCCUUGUCCAAGUUCUCCUUGAGCUUCUGCUGAAGCAGGUUGACCACCAAUGACCUUCCCACAUAGGUCUGACCACCACGCCCAGAAAUCACCAAUCGAUUUCCUGGAAUUGUCAGUCGAGUGUCCAAAAUGGUGGGUGAUCGGAAGGACUCGGAUCUGACGUUUCUUCAGUGUUUUGAGUCUCGAUGGCCCAACUUGGACCAUACUUUUUGGCGAACACCAACCUCUAUACAGUCCCUGGGUCGGGAAGAUCCGCCUUCCGACCACGGGACCAGAGACUUAUGGGAUGCCUGGGUCCAUAAUUGGGUUCCACAAGAUGCAAACUUAACGCACACCCCACCUCCUUCACGCACGUAGAGGAAGCCACCUCAAACCUUUCCACCACCCGCCGCCAUCUUGAAGGGCCCCGCAUUAGAUCCUCAGUGGGCGCAUCUGUUCUCUGCUUCCUGUCUUUUGAGCUGCUCAGGUUAACUCCCCAACGAAUCUGCCUACACUACAGACAAAAAACGACACACAAAAAAACCAGGAAGCACUUUGGGGGCCUGUCCCAGCUUCUGCCAAAGAAACUGGGGGCUUGUGGGUAACGGAGGGGCUGAGCCCCCACGGCAAAAACGGGCCUGCAUCCGUGGCUUGAAGAGAAAGCUGGGGCUGAUUUGGAGGCCUUGAAAUAGUGUUUUUCAACCGUGGCCACUUUAAGAGGGCUGGACUUCAAUUCCCAGAAUUCCCCAGCUAGGGAAUUCUGGGGAUUGUAGUCUACCUUUCUUAAAGGGGCCAAGCUUGAAAAACACUGCCUUAAAAAUUCAGGAUUAAACUGGGAGAUUAAACUUCCUUUCUCCCCGGGACCUACAUCCUACCGGAUUAUUUGGGGGGGGGGGGGAUAUAUUCCCAACUUUUUCACUCUCCUGGCAAUUAAAACGUGGUUUUUGUGCUUUCUCGCUGCGGGCAGCUGGGCUAAAUUCCACAGAGGCUAGUUUUUCUACGUUUCCUUCCAGAGGGUUGUGGCUGUGGGGUGAAUAGGGUGGGUUGCAAAAGCCGUGGCUCCCACCCACCAACCCAGUGGCUCCCCACAAUUUUUUCUAAAGGCACUUAAUUUGGGGGAGUGGGAGUCGUCCCCGGUCCUUUUCAUCCAGCCCCCCCCCCCCCCCCAUUUUUGAAAGGGUUGGUGGGUUUGCAGCUGUGAGGGAAGGGUUGUAUUUGAAUUUUCUCAUUUCCUGAUUAAACAAUGAAUGUCCCCCUGCCUCUCUUUCCCCCCAAAAAGAGCUUUUAUCCUUUGUAGAAAUUUGAACCCAGCUUACUAAGGGAUGGGCCAGUGUUGAAAGAGGAAUUUAAUGGGGGGCAGGUGGGUUGGGGGUUGCAGAGAAAUCAAUAAAACCAAUUCUUUAUAUGGGAUCAUUCUUCCUGGCUUCCCAGCAUGAUCAAUUCCAGCUAUCUUUCUUCUGCCUUCUCCACCCCGGGACCAGUUAACGUGGCUGCGUACAGUCCUGAACGUAUAAAUGGAUUUAUUUUGUGUUAAAAAUUAGCCUCUCCUCCAUGCUCAAGAGUGCGUCCAGCAGGGCUAAGGGUCUUGUUCAGGGGUCUCCAAGCUUGGGCCCUUGGAAGACUCGUGGACUUCAACUCCCAGAAUUCCCCAGCCAGCAUGGAGAGCUCAGUCCAUAAGCGGCACCAGCCUCUACAGUCCUGGGACAUGAAGAUCCCAUCGUCCGACCAUGGGGGCCAUAGACUUGUGGGGUGCCUGGACCCCUAAUUCAUCCUCCAGGAUGGAAAUCCUAGAGAGGGAUCUUCGUACUCCACCUCCUUCGCCCAAGCGGAGGAAGCCAUCUUGUCCUUCAAAUCAAACAUGGCUGCCUGAGGAAUUCUGGGAGUUGAAAUCCACGUGCCUUAAAACGGCCCAAGUUUGGAGAAGCCCGUUUUAACUGUUUAAAUUGCUUCUAUAUUUUUUUUAUUCCCUUCCCUCUUAACUCGGUGUAAUCUCCGUACAACUGCCUCCUCGUGCUGUUUUGUUUUUAUUUUCUCCUAUUUUUUUUUAAACCGGUCUUGUAAAUUCCUCUCUUCACAUUAUUCUCUGCCUUCUGUUAUCCCUCUGCCCAUCUGGACCACUUGAAGAAAACAAGAAAAAUAAAAUAUAUAUCUUAACACCGAACUGGGAGUGGGACAAGGGGGGAGAAAAAGAAUAAGCAUUUUGUAAAUAUCUAAUCCGUUUGAACGUCGUGGCUGCGUGCUGGCAUCUCUUCCUUCAGAUGGAAUGAAAACCGUCCUUUGUAUUUUCUUAGUCUGGACAAUUUUAUUGGGGGG
Molecule: messenger RNA, 4975 nt
Organism: Pseudonaja textilis
Lineage: Eukaryota; Metazoa; Chordata; Lepidosauria; Squamata; Elapidae
Gene: SH3GL1
Product: SH3 domain containing GRB2 like 1, endophilin A2
Biological process (GO): synaptic vesicle uncoating
Cellular component (GO): cytoplasm; glutamatergic synapse; presynapse
Molecular function (GO): protein binding
Source: RefSeq, a predicted model, not a curated record